Molecule: messenger RNA, 4245 nt
Organism: Onychostoma macrolepis
Lineage: Eukaryota; Metazoa; Chordata; Actinopteri; Cypriniformes; Cyprinidae
Product: CMRF35-like molecule 5
Exons: 6
Coding region: 95-988 (297 amino acids)
Source: RefSeq, a predicted model, not a curated record
AAGCAUUGCAGCAUACACUUGUCAGUACGGAAGAAAGAAACAUUUGUCAGUGUUUACGAGUUUUAUUUAGUCAAAAGUGCCGUAAAUCCUCACCAUGUGGAGCUUUCUUCUUCUCUGGUCCUGCAUGCGUAUCAUUGUUGUUGGUGCUCCUGAAACAGUCACAGGACACAGAGGAGAGAGACUUGACAUCAGAUGUGCAUAUAAAUCUGGAUAUGAAUCAAAUUCAAAGUAUUUGUGUAAAGGCGAGUGUAAAUUUGGAAAUAAAAACAUCAUGGUUAAAUCAGGAUCUCCAGCUGAAGACGAGAGAGUCUCUCUGACUGACAACACGACGACCAGAGUUUUCACCGUCAGCAUCACUGACCUGAGAACAGAGGAUGAGGGACAAUACUGGUGUGCUGUGGAGAGGACUUUACCUGAUGUCUAUUCAGAGAUUUUGUUGCUCGUUAAACAGGAUGAGAGGACAACUGAAGUUCCAACCAUCAGCCUGUUUUCACAAACAAGCACAUGUGUUUCAACAGCUCCUCUGACUCAUCAAACCCUGUUAGCACAGACGUCUCCACCUGACUCAGGUUCAUUUGUCGUCAUCAUCAUCACAGCAGGAGGUUUGGUUGUGCUCCUGAUCUGUGCUGUAUUGCUUAUUGUGGCUGCACGGAAGAAAAAUAUGUGUGAUCUGGUUUCCUUCAUCGCUGAAGCGCUUCAUCUGACAUUAAGAAAAGAAGAAGAGAAUGCUUAUGAGACAGAAAACCCAGUUGUUGUCCCAAACUCUCAUACAGCUCAGAGUAAUGACGGUUCUGCUGCAAACACUGAAGCAGUCGACACAGACCUCGACUACAUGAAUGUUGCUGCUGCAGUGAGAAAUUGUGUGAAUCCAGAUCAGAUCUACACAGAACUGAACGCCAGUAGACAGAAUCACAUUUAUCAGAGUCUUACCGCUGAUUCUCUUCAAGAAGAGUCCAUCUAUCACAGUAUCUAUCAAUCAAUCGAGUGAACACUAAAGCCUCAUCAUCAAAUGAUCAACCCUUUUUUUACAGAGUGGCCUUUUAUUGUGGCCAGCCUAAGGCACACCUGUACAAUAAUCAUGCUGUCUAAUCUGCAUCUUGAUAUGCCACACCUGUGAGGUGGAUGGAUUAUCUCGGCAAAGGAGAAGUGCUCACUAACACAGAUUUAGACAGAUUUGUGAACACUAUUUGAGAGAAAUAGGCCUUUUGUGUACAUAGAAAAAGUCUUAGAUCUUUGAGUUCAGCUCAUGAAAAAUGGGGGCAAAAACAAAAGUGUUGUGUUUAUAAUUUUGUUCAGUGUAAUUAAGCUUUCCAUUGAUGUAUGGUUUGUUAGGAUCGGACAAUAUUUGGCUGAGAUACAACUAUUUGAAAAUCUGGAAUCUGAGGGUGCAAAAAAAAAAAAAAAAUGUAAAUAAUGAGAAAAUUGCCUUUAAAGCUGUCAAAAUUUAUUCCUUGUAUGUAUAUAUACAGUAUCUCACAGAAGUGAGUACACCCCUCACAUUUUUGUAAAUAUUUUAUUAUAUCUUUUCAUGUGACAACAAUGAAGAAAUUACACUUUGCUACAAUGUGAAGUAGUGAGUGUACAGCUUGUAUAACAGUGUAAAUUUGCUGUCCCGCCGAAAUAACUCAACGCACAGCCAUUAAUGUCUGAAUCGCUGGCCACAAAAGUGAGUACACCCCUAAGUGAAAAUGUCCAAAUUGGGUCCAAUUAGCCAUUUUCCCGGUGUCAUGUGACUCGUUAGUGUUACAAGGUCUUAGGUGUGAAUGGGGAGAAGGUGUGUUAAAUUUGGUGUUAUCGCUCUCACUCUCUCAUACUGGUCAUUGGAAGUUCAACAUGGCACCUCAUGGCAAAGAACUCUCUGACGAUCUGAAAAAAAAGAAUUGUUGCUCUACAUAAAGAUGGCUUAAGCCAGGGGUGCCAAAUCCUGCUCCUGGCGAUCGCCUGUCCUGCAAAGUUCAGCUCCAACUCUAAUCAAACACACCUGAAGCAACUAAUUAUGUUCUGUAAGUAGCUCAGUGAGUAUAAAUAUGUAUUGCCAUUUCUGUGGAAUACAGUAAGAAGUGCUUCCAAAGUUUUGUGGUUCAUGCAGAAAAAAUUAAAAGAGGUAUUAAAAGAUGGGCUUUUCCAGCUGUGUGUUAAAUUUUGGUCAUUACUGAUGUUAUUUGUGCAUUAUUUGUUUAUUCAUGUGAAAUGCAGGCAGUGGCUCAUCUUAUCUUAUGAGUUUACAGCUCCAUAUGUUUUGCAUAGUUGAACAGUUGUGUUUAUGGCCAGACAGCUGCUGAAGUGAAGUACAACACAAAGUGCUUUGAUUAAUUAAAUGACAAGGAAACAGACAGAAAAACAAAUACAAACACAUAAGAGCUUCACAGCUUUGUGACAAAGGUCUCAUUUGUGUUUAACAUGAUCCAGAUUCAAAUCAUAAUACAGGCGAGCCUACAGUUUAUGGACAACUUAAUUCAUGUGUAAUAUUAAACUCACUUUUAUUUUAUAAGAAACUUCUCUUUUACAGCUUCACUUCUGCUUUAGUGAUUAUUGGCUCCUGAUAAAUUACUGGUGUGUUUCCUCAUUUGUUUGUAUUUUCUCUUAUGGUAAAUAUGUCUGCAUAAUGAUUAAAUGUAAUAUUUUAAUUGUAUUGUGAUCAUUUACUUAAGUGAAUUAUCAAGCAUGUUUUAAAGUGAGUGUUAUGGGAUCAAUUUUACAUCUAAAUGUAACAAAACUGUAAGUCUCGCUUCGUAGGGGAAAUGAAAACGUUACACUGGAAGACUUAAAAGUGAAAGGAUCCUAGCCCCCACUCUGGUGCUUUGAGUCUCAAUAUGCACAAUGUGUGAAUAUGUUUUAUCUUACACUAUUGUAUAAUAUAUUAUAGGAACAGGUAGUGUGGGCUUCAGGUCAGUAGGUGUCAACACGGAGGCUUCCUGAAGUGUAAACGUGAUGUAAAGUGACAACUCAAAUUCACAUUCCCACCCUCCUAAACCUGAUUGUGCAAGUAAGACGUCCCUACUCCAAGGUAAGUAAAAAAAAAAAAAAAAAAUAAAUAAAUAAAUAAAUAACUUUCAACUGUAUUGCUUUAACAAUUACUGAUUUGUUUUUCCUUUCCUUAGGAAACUGGAUUUCUGUCUUAAAAGUUGUUUCAAUAAAAUAAAAUAAUAAAAUGAGAAAUAAAAAUAAUAACAAGUUCUCUGGAAUUUCCUUUCAACCUUGGUAAACCUUCAAAAAUAUUGACAAUUUCAAACAUUUCUGUAUAACACCUCAAAAUUAAGUUUCACAAAAUUGUUUUCAAUAUCAGGACACAAGCUGUUUAACAAAUGGAUGGAUGGUCACAAACUCUUAUACUGUAGUUCAAUUCGAAUAGCUCACUUCGAAUUACUCGCUCCAAAUAACUCAUUUCAAACGAUUCUUAUGAAUCAAUUAAUGAUUCGGUUUCCUUUGAGAGUGUCGAUUUGAACUGUGUUUGUGAGGACUCAGUCAGUUCAUUCCAACACUCAGUUCGGUUCAGUCAAUAUCAGUAAAGUGUUUGUGUACAUGUAAAGAACUGUUGUACCGGUCUGUAGCAACGAUGGCUUGGAGGCAACAACGAGUCAAACAGCUGAAAUAGGACAGUGAGAUGUGAUAAGGAUGGCAGGGUAAUAAAAAAAAAAACAACACGAGAAGUUUCAGCGCGGCCCAGGAAAAAAAAAAUUCGGGAACCUUCUGGAACAAAAUGGAGCAGAUCAGCCACAGGAUGCACGCGACACACCUGAACAGGGUCUGACUUGCAGGAAAAAGUGCUUCUCAAAAGCAAAACUUAAUCGUAGACGAUUGUCAGUCUCUCCAAAAGUGCAAAAAUACUAAAAAAAUAAAUCACUCCGUGGAAAACUAUCGUUCAGUUCAAAAACGCAUCCUCGGGCACUAACAAGUGCACUUAAGUGAUUCGUAGGAAGAAAUCAAUGUCUCUCGCUCUAUAACACAGUUCGUGGAUGACUUGUAAAAACAGCAGAACUCUCAAAAAUGCUUACUGUCAGAAUGACGGAAAAAAAACAACCGUGUUGUGAAUGAAACUCAUGGCUCCAGUAAUUCUCUCUCGUGCUCUCAGCCAGUCUCCAACACCGUUCUCCAUCCGAUGACGCACUCAACCGAACUUCUGCUUCAACUACGUCUCUAGUUCCACACGAUAAUGUCAGUAUACACUAAACUCACGAAACUUAAACUGACCGUGCACCACUGUCUUCCAUUAAACCUCAGGUGGAAAAAAAUAUCGACUUCUCA